CCCGAUUCGACAAACCCAACUGCAGCGUGCGACGUGUCCAGAUACAUCCCCUCUGUGCCUGCUUCGUCAAACCAACGCCAUUCCAUCAAUCCUCCCUCAUCUUCUCUCUCUCUCUCUCUCUCAACCCUUCGCCGUGUGCAAGCAAAAUUCAUCGAAACCGUUUCAUUUUCGUCCAUCAUCAUCACGCUUCGAUUGGUCUCCGGAAGGUACGCCGUACGCAACGUCGAUUUCAAAUCAUUGGGGAUUAGGGUUUUUGAUUGUAAUUUGAUGGAACACACAAUCACUGGUUACUUUCUCCAUUACUGCAAUCGCUUCUUAGGUCUUGACUCUUGUUGCCGCUCUUCUUGUUGUCACUGUUAGGAUUUGGUAAACAAACUUCAUUUCCACGUUGUCUUGUUACAAAUCAAUGGAUUUGACCCGAGCUCACCAAUCAAACCUAUCGUUAGGGUUUGUACCUCACUCUUCGCAUAGUAAUCAAAUAGCCAACGACACUGUAUCCUUCCAGAUCGAUACGAGUUUUCAAAAUCCUUCCAACCACCUUGUUUCCGGUGUUCCUCUUCAAUUGAUGGAGCAACAGACCACAACCGAGAGCAAAAACGUCGAUUUGAAUGAGAAGCACCAGCAAACGAACACGGGGAGCAUGGAUUUGAAUGAGGAGAGCAAAGAUGGAGGUGAAGACGACGGCGAGAGAGAUGUUGAGGAGUUUCGGAUUUUGGGGCAUUCUAUGUGUUUAAAAAGGCGAAGGGAUAACAAUACCCCCAGCUGCGCCACCACUGAUUCAGCUUCAUCUCAGACGUUGUCAAAACGGUGUCAUACAGAGCAAAACAGGCAUCCUCAAAGUCUUGAGUCGCGUAGACAAGCUGUUCGAGCAUGGGGGAACCAGUCCCUUCAAGCUGCUGACCCUGAUAUAUUUGACAUAUUGGAAAAAGAGAAGCAUAGACAAUACAAAGGGAUUGAACUAAUAGCCUCUGAAAAUUUUGUUUGUAAAGCAGUUAUGGAAGCUUUGGGGAGUCAUGUCACAAACAAGUAUUCUGAAGGCAUGCCAGGAGCUAGAUACUAUACUGGAAACCAAUACAUAGAUGAGAUUGAAACUCUUUGUUGCCAACGAGCUUUAGUUGCAUUUGGUCUUGAUUCAGAGAGCUGGGGAGUAAAUGUUCAACCCUAUUCUUGUACAUCUGCCAAUUUUGCAGUGUAUACUGGUUUGCUGUCGCCUGGUGAUAGAAUUAUGGGGUUGGAUACCCCUUCUGGAGGGAAUACAAGUCAUGGGUACUAUACACCUAAUGGAAAGAAAGUUUCAGGGGCUUCAAUUUUCUUUGAAAGUCUUUCUUACAAGGUUAAUCCACAAACGGGUAUUAUAGAUUUUGAGAAGCUUGAAGAAAGGGCCCUGGAUUUUCGCCCAAAGAUUCUUAUUUGUGGUGGGAGUUCAUAUCCUCGUGAAUGGGAUUAUUCUAAAUUUAGACAGAUUGCUGACAAAUGUGGUGCAGUCUUGAUGUGUGACAUGGCUCAAAUCAGUGGUCUUAUUGCUGCCAAGGAAUGUGCUAGCCCUUUUGAAUUUUGUGACAUUGUGACUUCAACUACUCACAAAAGUCUUAGAGGCCCACGAGGGGGUAUAAUAUUUUACAAAAAAGGUCCAAAACCUAGGAAAAGAGGAAUGCUUCUGAAUCAAGUUGAUGGAAGUGACAAAUAUGAGUUUGAGGAAAAGAUAAAUUUUGCUGUAUGUCCCGCACUUCAAGGUGGGCCCCACAAUAAUCACAUUGCUGCCCUUGCAAUUGCCCUGAAACAAUUAGCCACUCCAGAGUACAAAGAUUACAUGCAACAAGUGAAGAAAAAUGCUCAAGCAUUAGCUUCUGCUUUGUUGAGAAGAAAUUGCAGACUUGUUACUGGAGGCACUGAUAAUCAUUUGUUACUUUGGGAUCUUAGAAAUCUUGGAUUAACAGGUAAAAACUUAGAGAAAGUAUGUGAGAUGUGUCAUAUCACUGUUAACAAAAUUGCCAUAUUUGAUGAUAAUGGGACUCUAAUUCCUGGUGGAGUGAGGAUUGGUACUCCUGCAAUGACAUCACGAGGUUGUUUGGAACCAGAUUUUGAGACAAUGGCAGACUUUCUAUGUAGAGCAGCUCAAAUCACAAGUUCAGUUCAAAGGGAACAUGGAAAAAUGGUGAAAUCUUUCAUCAAAGGACUUGAAAACAACAAAGAUAUUAUCGAUCUUGGAGCUCAAGUUGAGAACUUUGCAAUCCAAUUUGCAAUGCCAGGUCAAGACUUGUAGAAAAAAAAAAUUAUAACUCAGUUUGGUGGCACAAUUUCCUGCAUAUUUUUUAGUUUAAUGUUGCGUGGAAGAAAAAAAAAACAAAAAAGAAAAAUGAAAAGUUCAUGAGUAAGUAACAUACAGCUGGGCUAGUAGGCUGGCAUAUAUGAAUAUGAUAUAUAUAUUUUUUGAUUUUGACUUUUGAUAAAAUGGGAGAUAUAAUAUUGAAUAGCAUAUUUUUUGGUAUAUUAUUGUGUUC
This is a messenger RNA of Lactuca virosa, 2501 nucleotides long. The record is from the annotation of a GenBank genome assembly. NCBI's taxonomy places the organism in Eukaryota, Viridiplantae, Streptophyta, Magnoliopsida, Asterales, Asteraceae.